UUAUCCAUCACAUCUUACGAUCAAGUUGUUCUUUGCGUUCUCAUCGCCUACAAUUUGACUCUCCAGUGUCCAUUGGAAGCGCCCGAUACUUUUACACAUUUCUCUGCGUUGGAGAAGUUUGUUUCAAGGGGAGUCAAAUAUCGAUGGCGACAUUCUGCAAAACUAUCUGACUGAUGGAUUGCAGUUGCUAACCAAAUAAGACUGAUGCAAAGUGCUGCUGCAACAUGCUUCUGGAUGCAACAUCAUCACUGGACCGUGCUGAAACUGUUCAAGAUGACAGUAUUCGGCGAGUGAGAGAGGCAGGAUCCGAUAGUAGUCCAUAUUUCGAGGAAAGACACGCAAUUGAUUGCACAUCAUUCAAUCCACAAGAUGCAAGGCACUCACUUGCUUCAGGCAUGGAAAGUCAUACUCAAAAAAGAAAGCUAGGUGGCGACCCUUCCAAUACUACUCCUGAGGAUUUCGAACGGCACUCGAAUUCGCCCAUUGUCCCAUUACGUUCGCUUCCCAAUCACCGGGUAGAAUCAAUGCCUCAUCUCUCCCACGAGCUCCCAUUACUAUCAAAUGUAUCUCAGCAUGGAAACGCUCGGGAUGACGAAUAUGGCGACACACAACCCAAUACUGCCUCGAUCAAGACCACCUUGCAUCAAUAUAGCCAAGAGUCGCCCACGCAGAUCAACAUCGCCGUUGAGCCCGCUGUCAAGAAGCAAGUGAUUGCAGAUGUAAGCCUGCCAGAUACUCAACUGAGUUCUCGAAAUAGUAUCGGAUUGUCCAAUGACUAUCAAGACUCGCCUACACAGAUAAAUCCAACCAAUGAUCUUACUUCCACGGAUUCUUUUGAGCAAGAUGAUCUUUCGAUCGAUAUGCAAGUCAAUCCCCAGAGUGUCGCCAGUUUCAUUGCCGACGAAUUGGCGCAUUCUGCCAGGGAAACCUCCUCUAUUACCCAGCACUUCCAUUCUACCAAAGCACGCAACUUCGGGUCCCGAAAGGAAGCCGUACCAGUCGGAAGCUUUGAUAAUCCCACAACUCUAUUUGAUGUUACCCAAAAGUCAAAAUGGAGCGAAGCUAGUUUCAUGCAUCAGGACCCAGAAGUUGACUCUAUCCAUCGCGAGUCAAAUGACAGCAGUGUGCUUGGCGAUAAUAAUUUGCCUGGCACACAAGAAGUAUGUUCAGUCGAACUUGGAGAUCUCCCUCGAGAUGUUGGACCUUCCUCUCCACAAUACAUGACCGCUCUUCAUAUUGAGAAGCAGCCUCUGUUCAAUCCGAUUUACGGACAUGGCCCGAGUCAAACGCCAAUGGUCGAAGACGGUGAUCUCCCAGACACACAGUCUGGAAGGUCAGCUAUUCCUCAUGAUCAGGCAUUGAGUCAUGAUUCUGCAAUGAGAUAUGAAGAUUCACAAGCUACUCAAGCUACUCAAGGUGACACAGACGUCGCUUUCAGCCCUCUUGGAAGCUUGCCAGCCCUGAAUGAAAUGCAGUCGAAAAACAAAGAUCAACAAGUCCGCAAAGACCCUGAAGUCGUGGUGCAGCCGGGCCUUUCAGCAUCUGCCAACUCUGUUAAGCCUGGAGAGAAAGCACCACUCAACAAGCUUACAUGCCGGGAGAGGAAGCGUAUUGCUACAUCGUACAAUCGUCCACCGAGUCUCACUAAAGCAAUGAAGCAAUGGGUUACGAAGACUCACAACCUAUUGGACCCUUUUCGGGAAGACGAUGACUGCUGGUUCCAUCCUUCACCACCACCAGCUCGGUUUACAGCCUCUGGAGUCUUAAGGCCUUGCGGCAAACUUCAGAAGUGCUUUACUUGGCAGGAUCACCGCGGGAAGCACUCUCUUGUUCUCAACUAUGGCAUGGUGUCAAAAAUCGUCAAUUUCAAAUUGACAAAGCAGCAAAAAGAUGGCUUCAUCAACAAGCAGUGGCACUUGUCCCAUUUGUGCGGCAAUUGGACAUGUCUGAAUCCGCGUCAUACGACUGUAGAGCCAGGCAAAAUUAACAUCAGUCGCAACAACUGCUUCUCUCAUCGAUCCGGGUGUCUUCAUGAUCCUAAAUGCUUGAAGGAAAAGAAAGUUCCACUUGCUCCUGACGGAAAGCCCAUUGACCAUGACGCUUCCACUGGCCAGGGAGCAAGUCAGAAGCCAGUUGAAGACUGGGAUGAAUGGGCUAUGCACAGCUUUGACGACGGUGAAGUCUCGGUAUUAAUCGAUGACCAGGACGAAACGGAAUUUGCAAUGAACGGAGAAGACGAGGAUGAGACGGAGGUGGAAGUGCUAUCUUCUUGAGAAUAUUUCUGUGAAUGCGAACACCAUUUGCAUUCCUUAGGACCCAUUCCUCGUCAGUUCACCCCUAUGCUGAACAACCUUUCUCUCUGUUAGCCUUCAAAUUGCAGGAGUUUUUUUUUAUUUUUUAAGUCACUGUCUUUUCCUCGAUCCGCGUCUAUGUGGCG
Messenger RNA from Mollisia scopiformis, 2437 nucleotides. RefSeq lists its product as uncharacterized. The record is from RefSeq and is a predicted model, not a curated record. NCBI's taxonomy places the organism in Eukaryota, Fungi, Ascomycota, Leotiomycetes, Helotiales, Mollisiaceae. Gene Ontology annotation, molecular function: endonuclease activity. The transcript has 2 exons. Bases 225 to 2273 code for a protein of 682 amino acids.